CUGGCCACAACACUUGUAUUGAAACAUCACCAGCCUGAAACCAACUUGAAGACAUGCAGUCUGUCGACGCCAAAUUGAGCAGAAGCUCCCUGCUGCUGGCCUUGCACCGCUACAGCACUGCAGUGCACAAUAUGGAGCAGACCAUCCUGCUGCCUAGCCUCCUGCGGGACAUCCCAUACAAUGAUGCUCCAGGUGCCACAGACAAGAGCAUAGAUCUGUACGAGAACUACCUUAUGCUGAAAGCUAUCAAGAACAUGGUGGAGAGUGGUCUGGUACCACACGAGGAUGGCAAAUAUCACACAUGCCUGCAGAAAGAUCUGGAGCCGCUGCUGGAGGCUGAACCUGAGGUGCUUUUCCACUUCCAUCUGUGCGGUCUGUUCACAGUCAUGGCUACCCUUGCGAAGAAGUCCCAGAACUUGACAGAGAAAUACUUAGACAUCAUUGGUUUCAGUCGUUAAUGGAUGAGGACAUCCGUCUUUUAGGGUGGAAGAAAUGAUCUGGAAAUCUGUUUACAUCCUGGUCACAUUCUGUGGCUUGCAAUAAAAAUAUCCAACACAUGUUACCUUUUAAAAAAUUAUUUUAAAAGAUUUUCUUCAAUAUUUAAAUGAUUUUAUUUGGUGUUAAAUUAUUAGUUUGGACUCACUGAAAGGAUUAGAGGUGAACAACUGCAAAUAGAAAAUUAACAAAUAAUAGUUACUGUAAUUCAUGUCAUUUUUAAAAAAAAAAUGAGGACCAUUUUGUA
Messenger RNA from Danio aesculapii, 742 nucleotides. RefSeq names its product thyroid hormone responsive (gene thrsp). Bases 54 to 458 code for a protein of 134 amino acids. The record is from RefSeq and is a predicted model, not a curated record. Gene Ontology annotation, biological process: regulation of lipid biosynthetic process. Gene Ontology annotation, cellular component: cytosol. The transcript has a single exon. NCBI's taxonomy places the organism in Eukaryota, Metazoa, Chordata, Actinopteri, Cypriniformes, Danionidae.